Molecule: messenger RNA, 1183 nt
Organism: Diospyros lotus (date-plum)
Lineage: Eukaryota; Viridiplantae; Streptophyta; Magnoliopsida; Ericales; Ebenaceae
Product: 40S ribosomal protein S4-3-like
Exons: 5
Coding region: 141-935 (264 amino acids)
Biological process (GO): translation
Cellular component (GO): cytosolic small ribosomal subunit; ribosome
Molecular function (GO): structural constituent of ribosome; RNA binding
Source: RefSeq, a predicted model, not a curated record
UCCAAACCCUACCCGUACCCCACAAGCAUAAUAGGGUUUUGCGCCUCUCUUCGUUUCCCUCAGUUUCCCUCACAGAAGCAGCAGACGGAGAAGGCGGAGGCGGAGUCGGAGUCGGAGUCUGUGAAGCCGAAGAAUCCAAUAUGGCUAGAGGUUUGAAGAAGCAUUUGAAGAGGCUCAAUGCUCCCAAACAUUGGAUGCUUGACAAGCUUGGUGGUGCAUUUGCGCCCAAGCCAUCAUCUGGACCCCAUAAGUCAAGGGAAUGCCUACCCUUGAUUCUUAUCCUUCGAAACAGGCUGAAAUAUGCUCUCACAUACCGCGAAGUCAUUGCAAUCUUGAUGCAACGUCAUGUUCUUGUUGACGGGAAGGUCAGGACAGAUAAAACAUACCCUGUUGGUUUCAUGGAUGUUGUAUCUAUUCCCAAGACGAAUGAGAAUUUCCGUCUCCUUUAUGACACAAAGGGUCGAUUCCGACUCCACUCCCUCAGAGAUGAAGAGGCCAAGUUUAAGCUUUGCAAAGUUCGCUCAAUACAGUUUGGGCAGAAAGGCAUUCCAUACCUCAACACUUAUGAUGGGCGGACUAUCCGUUACCCUGACCCGCUUAUCAAGGCCAAUGAUACCAUCAAACUUGACCUAGAGACAAACAAGAUUGUUGAUUUCAUCAAGUUUGAUGUGGGGAAUGUUGUCAUGGUGACUGGAGGAAGGAAUAGAGGCCGUGUUGGUGUCAUCAAGAACAGGGAGAAGCAUAAGGGAAGCUUUGAGACCAUCCACGUCCAGGAUGCAACUGGCCAGGAGUUUGCCACUCGUAUGGGAAAUGUCUUCACCAUCGGAAAAGGUACAAAGCCGUGGGUGUCACUUCCCAAGGGCAAGGGUAUCAAGUUGUCCAUCAUAGAGGAGGCUAGAAAGAGGAUUGCUGCCCAAGCAGGUGCAGCUGCAUAAAUUUAUGAAUGAAGAUCUGUUGCAGAUUCUCUAAUUAGUUGCUCUAGGUUGAGGAUUUAUGUUGUCCUCGUAUCUUGUUACAACAUUGAACUAAAUUUUGUGUUUGGAUAUUUUUGGUUUGAUUUGAGAUUGAGCUACGUCGGUUAUCUGCUAAAUUUAUGUUAGUGACCGCAGUAUCUUUAUACAAGACAUCCCAGCAGAUGGGAUGUAAAAGAAAUUGAAAAUGUCAUUUAAGUACUCAUUUUUAA